Brassica rapa (field mustard) is the source of this 2421-nucleotide messenger RNA. RefSeq lists its product as uncharacterized. Lineage: Eukaryota; Viridiplantae; Streptophyta; Magnoliopsida; Brassicales; Brassicaceae. Gene Ontology annotation, molecular function: zinc ion binding. The record is from RefSeq and is a predicted model, not a curated record.
AUGAGUGAGAAAAAAGAUACGGUAUUUCAAAUAUAUUACCGUGGGAAGUUUGUUACUGAAAAAGAUGGAGAUGUCACAUACAGUGGAGGGGAAAGACAUAUGCUGCAGACACAAGCUGAGUUUCUGUUUAGAGGAUUGAUGGAGGAUUUUCCAAUGCCUUUGUAUGGUCAAAGAAUCUGGUACAAACUACCUUAUGAGAAGAUGAAGGAUCUGAAAAUAUUGGGUAAUGCUAGUGACACCUUUCGACUGAUGUGUGAAGCGGCUUGUUGUACAAAUUUUGUUGAAAUUUAUAUGGAGCAUGAGAAUGUCGAAGAUGCAGUAGUGAAUGAAGAGGUUCAAGAAGAAGAUCAGAAUAUUGGCGAGACAGAAGAGGUUGAAGAAGAUGAUAAUCAAAAUGGGGAUGAUGAGUUUGAAGAGGACAUUCGUGUAGAAGCUGUUAUAGGUGAGAUUUCUGAUGGAGAAGAUAAUGAAAACUACAGAGACACUCCUCCUUGUUCUGACGACGAAGAAGAACAAAAUCGUAGACCUUAUGAAGGAUGGAAGAGAGGCAGUGGAGAGUUACACAUAAGGCAAGUAUUUGAUAGCAUAAAAGAUUUUAAAGAUGCAGUCUUUGAGUAUGCAUUAAAAGGAGGUUGGAAUAUCCAAUUCACUAGAUGGGGAGAUAUAAAAUCUGAGGCAAAAUGUGGAGUAGAAGUUGAUGAAGGCGAAAUCCCAUGUUCUUGGAGGAUUUAUUGCUCGUUUGAAGAAUCUGUUUCACAAUGGAUGGUGAAGACUUUCCAAGAUGUCCAUAGUUGUUUCAAAGAUGGACACUGCAAGAUAUUAUCGGAUUCACGCAUUGCAAAGAUGUUCUUGAAUGAAGUGAGGGAGGAUCCAGAUAUUAAGCCCAAAGUCUUGCAAGACCAGAUUCAGCUGCGCUACAAUUUGAAUCCAUCUAGUGAACAAUGUCGAAAAGCGAGGAAGAAAGCUUUGGACCUCAUUCAAGCGGAGUAUGACGAACAAUUUCGCAGGAUCAAAGACUAUGAAAUAGAAAUUAAAAAGAGAAAUGCAGGAUCGUCGACAGAUCUUAGAACCGUUAUUGGGGCUGCUGGACUUGAAGUUUUUGAUCGUUUCUACGUUUGUUUUGUUGUUCUGCGAGAGACAUGGCUAGCCUCUUGUCAACCUAUUUUUGGGAUAGAUGGGUGCUUUCUCAAAACCAUGGCUAAGGGCCAACUUCUAGCUGCUGUGGGAAGGGAUGCAAACAACCAGAUUUACCCUCUUGCUUGGGCAGUGGUGCAUAAAGAGAACACUGACACAUGGGUUUGGUUCUUGCAAAAGCUGAAGAAAGAUUUGAAACUUGGAAACGGUGAUGGCUUCACACUUGUUUCAGAUAGACAGAAGGGUUUGCUUAUAGCUGUGGAUGAGGAGUUACCAAGCAUUGAGCACAGGAUGUGUGCAAGGCAUAUCUACGGGAAUUUGAGGAAGAUCUAUCCGAACAAGCCUCAGAUGAAGAAAUUGUUCUGGAGUGUCGUUGAAAGUCAUAACGAAGCCGACUACAAAGAAAGCAUGAAAGAGUUGGAGGAUUAUGAUAAAGAAGUCUACGAUGCGUUAAUGGCCAGGAACCCCGAGACUUGUAGUAGAGCCUUUUUUACGACGACAUGUUGUUGUGAAGAUGCUCUCAACAACAAUUCAGAGUCAUACAAUAAAACACUUGAGAAAGCACGUGCCAUGCCACUAGUUGAGAUGCUAGAGACAAUGAGACGACUAGCAAUGAGGCGUAUUGAUCUUAGGAAGAAGAAAAUUCAGAAGCACAAGGGGAAGUUCAGUUUGAAGGUUAGUAAGAUGAUUGAAUCCGAGACAAGAUUUCGGAAACAUUGUACAUCUCUUCCUGGACCUACUGGUGAGUUUGAAGUCUCUGAGAAUGGAAUGAAAUAUGCAGUUGAUAUGAGAGCAAGGACAUGUAGCUGUAGGAGGUGGGAUUUGACUGGGAUUCCCUGCAGACAUGCUCUCCGGAUUGUAUCAGAUCAUAAGAAGACUUAUAAGACUGACAAUUUGGUUUCACAUUGGUAUCUGACUUCUAAGUGGCAGCAGCAAUACUCAGACUCCAUCAAACCAGUAAGAGGAAUCAAGUUCUGGAAACCAUCUGGCGAGUCAACACUACAUGCCCCACCGAGAGAGAUAUCUAAAGGGCGUAAAAAGAAGCCUCAACAAAGAAUCAAGGGAGUUAACGAAUCUCCUACUAAAGGGAAAAAGGUAAGUCAACACGCUCGUGUAAUGCAUUGUUCUCGUUGUGGUUUACCUGAGCAUAAUUGUACUAAAUGCCCAAAUUCCGGAGUUCCUUGUAAGCCUCGACCACCUAAGAAGCAGAAAACUACAAGACCUGAGGAAAUUGCGGUCAGUGCCGGUGAAGGAGGACCUGCUCAAACUCAGCCAAGUCAGAGCUGA